Messenger RNA from Durio zibethinus, 3235 nucleotides. RefSeq lists its product as uncharacterized. Lineage: Eukaryota; Viridiplantae; Streptophyta; Magnoliopsida; Malvales; Malvaceae. Gene Ontology annotation, molecular function: protein binding. The record is from RefSeq and is a predicted model, not a curated record.
CUCUUCCUUUCCCAUACUCCUAAACGGUAACCUCCCCUUCUUUUCCUCUCUUCCAUCAUUCCUCUUUCUCUUUCCUUCCCCAUCCUUCCCAAAGAACAAAGUGUGUUGGAAUCAAACCUAAGUUUCAACGUCAAAGGGUUUUUUUUGUUUUGUUUUUGGUUUAUCAAAUGUGCCAAAAUGGAGGCUUACAGAAAGGAGCGAAGAAAAACUAUGACCAUGAAUUGGGAUGGGCUACGCGACGAUGACGACGAGUUCUUUGAAUCCAACGAUAGAAUAUCCUCCGUCGUGCCACUCGAUUGUGUUUCGUCAGGUUCUGAUGAUGACGAUGAAGAUUUCGAUGACAGCCGCAUUUCUUUCGCUUCCGCGGUAUCAUCGGUUCACACACCACAGUUCCAAGCUUUUGCCACGACGGCAACCCCAAUGACUCCUGACUACGAUAUCUGGAUGGCGUCUCCAGGGUCCAUUAAGGAGCGGAGACAGCGGCUUUUCCAAGGCAUGGGCUUAUCUCCCAACAGAGAACUUCUUAGUUUCAAACCUGGCGUCUCAAACAAUGUCCCCAACGGUCAGGUUCAGACGACAGCCGAAGUUCCUGCGGCCGAUACAAGUGUUUCCAAAGCGCAGCCUCAACAAAACAACAAAGAUUCUCCGAAACAGGAAUUGUCUCACUCUCCGCUUCCCUUCCUGUUCGUACGGUCCAGGUCUGAUGGUGACAUCGAGUCACUUUCAAUUCAAAAGAAAAGAAAAGAGGAAUUUCUUGGUUCCAUAUCUAAGCAAAUUCUCACAAGAACAUCUUCUUUAAUAUCAACCCAACAUGAAAAAUCAUAUCCGUACCAGGAAAACAUUAGAGCUUCCCCUAAAGAUUCAGGGAAUAGUCCUACGAUUAAGCAAAGCGGUGGUUUAACCUCAGUUGGUUCGAAAAAUAGGUUCGGAGCUUUUUUCUUGAUUAAGAAUUUGGAUACAGGAAAAGAGUUUAUAGUUAAUGAGUAUGAUCAAGAUGGGAUGUGGAACAAACUGAGUGAUCUUCAAACAGGGAAGCAGUUGACAAUGGAGGAAUUUGAGAAAUGUUUGGGGUAUUCACCAAUGGUAAAGGAGUUAAUGCGUCGAGAAAAUGUUAACAGGAUGAUGAAUUAUCCUGCCAAUCAACGGAAGUUCAAUUCAUAUCUUUCCAAGAGUUUAAGGAUGAGCAAGAGAAGAGGUGCAGCCAUGUUGAGAAGUAUAAAAGAGGUGGCCAAUUCUAUGACAUUGAGGGGGGAGAAAGAUAGGGAGAACGUGUUAGCUAUGGAUCAAAGGAAUGUCAAGAAUCAGUGGGUGAAAGUUAGACAAACGGGGAAAUCUUAUAAGGAGUUGAGUGCUUUACAUUUAUGUCAAGAAAUUCAAGCGCAUGAGGGAUCGAUUUGGACCAUCAGGUUUAGUACAGAUACGAGGUUUUUAGCGAGUGCUGGUGAGGAUAAGAUAAUUCAUGUUUGGGAAGUUCAGGAAUGUGAGAUUAUGUCCAUGAAUGAAGGGAGUUUAACACCAGGGUGUUUAACCCCACUUCAUCCAUCCCUGGCUAGUUCACCACUUCAUCCUUCGCUCUCCUUGUCCCAGGAUCAAUCAGGACUUUUGGAAGCUGCAGGUAAUCUGCAUGAGAAAAAGAAGAAGGGAAAGGGCUCAUCUAGUAAAAAAGGCAACCACAUUCCUGAAUACGUACAUGUGCCAGAAACCGUGUUUUCGCUAUCAGACAGACCAUUUUGUUCUUUCAAGGGCCAUUUGGAUGAUGUUUUGGACUUGUCCUGGUCUAGAUCUCAGGUUGACUUGAUGGAUUUGCAGCGACUGCUUUCAUCUUCAAUGGACAAAACUGUAAGGUUAUGGGACCUGGAAACCAAAAGCUGUUUAAAGUUAUUUGCCCACAAUGACUAUGUAACUUGCAUACAUUUCAAUCCUAUGGACGACGAUUAUUUCAUUAGUGGGUCACUUGAUGCAAAAGUUAGAAUUUGGAACAUACCAGAUCGGCAAGUUGUUGAUUGGACUGAUCUUCAUGAAAUGGUUACAGCUGCCUGCUACACCCCUGAUGGCCAGGGUGCCUUAAUUGGUUCACAUAAGGGCAGUUGUCGAAUGUACAGCACUGACGGUUGCAAAUUAACUCAGUUAGAACAGAUUACCAUUCGAAACAAGAAGAAGGCUCAUAUUAAAAAGAUAACAGGUUUCCAGUUUUGUCCAAUUAAUCCAUCUGAAGUACUCGUUACUUCAGCUGAUUCUCGAAUACGAAUUUUGGAUGGUUCAGAAGUCAUUCGUAAAUUUAGAGGCUUUCGAAAUACCAGCAGUCAAAUUGCAGCUUCAUUUACUUUAGAUGGAAAAUAUGUCAUAAGUGCAAGCGAAGAUUCUCAGGUAUUUGUUUGGAGGUGUGAGGAACCUCGAAAUACAGGCACAGGAAAAAGAACUAUGAUCACUGCUCGAAGUCACGAACACUUCCUAUGUAAAGAUGUUUCGGUAGCAAUCCCAUGGCCUGGUACUAUAAAAGGUGAACCUCCAUCAAUGGCAACAGCACAUUCAAAAAGACACUCGAAACGAUGCCCACCACAACAAAGUAACACCAAGUGUGAAUCGCCAAGGAAAGAAGACAGCCCUGGAUCAAACAACAACAAAAAAUCCUUGCCACCACUUCCGAAUAAGAAGAACAACAACAACAACAAUAUAGAAAGACCUAUAACCCCUCCCGAAGAAGAGCUUGCUCAGGUUUCUCGUACAGAUACUGGGAUUGUCGAGUCAUCAUCCAUCUUGAGGUCUUCCUCAACAAGGGAAGGUGAUUCACCUUCCAUUUCCCCUGCUACAAACCUAAACUCUUGUUCCUCAAUAAGAGCAGGGGAUUCACCUUCUAUCUCUUUUGCUUCCAACCCAAGUUCGGCCUCAAUAAGAUACGAUCAUUCACCUUCAAUCUCCUCUGCCACACCAUCAUCAUCUUGGUCUGCGUCUCGGUCUUGGUUAGAUGUCGUUGGCCAUGGACACCAUCCAACACAAGCAACGGCUUGGGGCCUAGUAAUCGUUACAGCCACAUUGGGUGGUGAAAUCAGGAUUUACCAAAAUUUCGGAUUACCACGAAGAAUUGGCCGCCUAUAAGAUGAUGCACCAUCUUAAAGAAAUUGUUAUAGAAGUUUUGCAUGACACGUCCCAUGCAGUCAAAUUAAACUGUAGGAGUUUUUUUUUUUUUUAAAUUUUGUAAAGGUUAAGCUCUUUUUUAAUGACUUUCUUAUAGAUU